This is a messenger RNA of Epithele typhae, 834 nucleotides long. RefSeq lists its product as uncharacterized. The record is from RefSeq and is a predicted model, not a curated record. Lineage: Eukaryota; Fungi; Basidiomycota; Agaricomycetes; Polyporales; Epitheliaceae. The annotation marks the transcript as partial. The transcript is spliced from 9 exons.
GCGGACAUCGCUGCUGCUUGGCACCUCCUUGAGAUCACCGGCAUCGUGCAGUCGGUGCUGUGCGCGUUGUUCGGCCUCUAUUUUGCGCUCUUCGUGCUCGCGUUAUGGGCGAACUACGGACGUGGGGAUGUAUCGUCCAAGAGGCUUAGGAUCGUGACAAUUGUCCUAUUUGUGAACCUCUGCGCCCACUUCAUCGCGCGUUCCCUACAGUUCGCGAGAGCUCGAAUCAUGGAACCCGCGGACAACGAGUUCUUCAAGUGGGGCAUCCCGUUGACGGUCAUUGGAAACGUCACCACCACGUUCGCAGGUCUUUGCUCGGACGGCCUCCUUGCAUGGCGCUUCUUCGUUAUUUUCGACCAGCGAAAAUGGGCUCUUUACAUCCCCGGCACAUUCGUGAUCAUCAAUGCUUUGCUCUGUUGGUCUGCGGACGCGCAGCACCUCGCCGCAUACACCCAUUACGACUUCUACGAAAACACCCUCCUCGAGGUCACCCUUCAGAUCACCGUAGCUUGGGGCUGGCUCAUGUUCGUCAUCAACACCACCCUCACCCUCGCCAUCAUCACGAAGAUCAUCAUCGUCGCGCGCGAGAGCCGCACGAUGAACCUCUACGAGACCGUCAUCCGCGCGUGUAUCGAGUCCGCGUUCGUCACCUGGGUUGGCCUCCUCCUGUACGAGAUCUGCUCGCUCGCGCCCAACGGCCACGUCGUAACGAACUACGACGUCGGCUACGUCAUGGCCUGCGUGAUCCCCGUCUUCUUCGGCAUCUCCCAAUGCCUCAUCGUCGUCCGCAUCGCGCUCACGAACGAGUUCGGGCCCUCGCGCGGCCUCGCCGGC